Colias croceus (clouded yellow) is the source of this 2660-nucleotide messenger RNA. It is a transcript of the gene fkh, whose product is annotated as silk gland factor 1. The transcript has a single exon. Lineage: Eukaryota; Metazoa; Arthropoda; Insecta; Lepidoptera; Pieridae. The coding region runs from base 30 to 1082 and encodes 350 amino acids. The record is from RefSeq and is a predicted model, not a curated record. Gene Ontology annotation, biological process: anatomical structure morphogenesis; regulation of transcription by RNA polymerase II; cell differentiation. Gene Ontology annotation, molecular function: DNA-binding transcription factor activity, RNA polymerase II-specific; RNA polymerase II cis-regulatory region sequence-specific DNA binding; transcription factor binding.
GGCGUGCACGCGCGGGUGAUGCGCUAGCCAUGAUCUCGCAGAAGCUAUCGUACGGCGACGUGCCGACGUCCGCGUCGCUGUCCACGCUGUCACCGGGCCUCGCGCCACCUUACGUGAACGGUAUGGGCUGCAUGCCAGCGCAGCCUUACCCGAAUCUCUACUCCAACAAUAUGGUCGCCAGCGGCUCCUGCAUGGGAUCCCCCGGCGUGGGAUACUCGCCCCCGAGCACCAUGGCGUCCUGUAUGGGUGGCGGCGGAGCCGUGCCCUACGGCGCCCUGCCGAGGGAACAGGAAGCUGCCUCACCGACAUCGGCUCUACAGCGAGCGCGCAAUGAUAAAACUUACCGCCGCUCCUACACGCACGCGAAACCACCAUACUCCUACAUAUCGCUCAUCACGAUGGCCAUCCAGAACAACCCAUCGCGCAUGCUAACUCUCUCGGAAAUCUAUCAAUUCAUCAUGGAUUUGUUCCCAUUUUACCGCCAGAACCAGCAACGCUGGCAGAAUUCAAUCCGACAUUCGCUGUCCUUUAACGAUUGUUUCGUGAAAGUGCCACGGACGCCAGACAAGCCUGGGAAAGGCUCGUUUUGGACGCUACACCCGGACAGUGGAAAUAUGUUCGAAAACGGCUGCUUUUUGCGGCGGCAGAAGCGCUUCAAAGAUGAAAAGAAAGAGUCGAUAAGGCAAGCGCAGAAAGCGGCUCACACGCACGGACACCACGGCAGUGGGCACGACAAACGGGAUCACUCCCACGAAAAGACUUCAGUCGGAGGCGGCACAGGGGAAGAAAAAGAGAUGCGUGAUGAGCUGUUGGCGCAGUUACAUGCGGCACCCGAGCUGUGCCUGCCCGAGCACACGCCGCUAGCGCUGGAGCACUACGCCCAGCUGAAGCAGGAGCCGACCGGCUACGCGCCCGCGCCGCACCCGUUCAGCAUCACGCGGCUGCUGCCGGGCGCUGACACCAAGGCGGACCUGAAGAUGUACGACGUGAACUAUGGGUACGGGCACGCGCCGGCUGACAACUACUACCAGUCGCCGCUGUACCACCACCACGCGCACGCCCACCCACAGCCGCCCUUGUGACAGUAUCCGCUGGCCUAGGCCCGCGGGCCCUGGCCUCGCCGGGUGGCCCAAACGCCUUCAGGAACCAGCGAACUUCUCUUCAAAUAACGGACUCCAUGUGAGCGUGUUGUGUUCUUGUGAUAAGGUAGCGUUGUAAAUUGUGUACAUAUUCAGGCCGUGAGCGUAUCGACGCACGGGCGGCGGCCCCGAUAGGCCUAACUGUUAGUGGACUCUCGGAAGUGUCCUUUGUAAUUUUGCACGGACGCCCAUUCAUAUACCACUUACGAUUAUCGAAUUUAGAAUUAAUACGUUAGUCCAAAUUAUCUUGCACAUGAUACUAAUUUCAAACUCGCAUUACGCUACGAAUGAACUAAUUUUUAUGUCUUAAGUGAAUCCGCCCAAAACAAUAAUAUGAUAUAACAAGUAAUGACAACAACAAUUCGAUCGAUAUUAUUGCUAUCGAUAUUAUCUUUACCUAUUGAUAUUUCGAUAAACUAUCGGGCGCGUUGAAAUCUUUUAUUUGUGUCAACAAACUUGAACUUAAAUACGCAUAUCAAAUUUUAAUAAAUAAAUAUUAUUUCGCAAUCGAUGUACAUUACUUGAAUGUGAUUGCGAGUAUCUAAUCUCAAAGUAUAGUGGAAUAAACUGAACCAUCAGAGGAAUGGGUACGUACGAAUUUAUAUAAAGUUUUUUUAUUUAUUACGAUACAAUGUAAACGAGCAGGUUUCGCGUAUAAAGAUUGGUAUAUCAAUGUGCGUUACGGGUGAUGUCAUAUCGCGGACAGAACUGUGCAAUGUUGUUUGUUUUAAAUGUGUAUAUUAUAAUUAAAUUAAUAGAUAGACGAAAUGGAGUUAUAGUCCUUCGACCAUCGUAUAGGCGUAGUUAAGUUUUGUAUAUAUAGUUGUAAGAUAAAAUUAUAUAUUGACUUUAAAUAUUAUGGUGUUUGGUGUAAGAUAGGUACCUAUCUACGCUUCCGCACAUUCCACUUAAAUAUAUAUUUAUAUGCAAGUUUCAAUUUAGCAUUUUAAUAUAAUACUUGAUAGACGUACAAAUUGUUUCAUUAUUUACACAUAUUAUUACUUUUGUAUCAAAACGCUUGUCUUUUAAAUUGUCGAUAAAGCAAGUUAAAAUUGAAUUAUUCUUUGCUCUUUUGACAAGUGAUGUGUGCGUCAUGAACAUUAAACAUAGCAAUGACGGUCACCUUGGAGGUUUUAUUUUUAUCAAGCCUUGUGUAAUGGCCUUAAGAGCUGUUAAGAUCAUCUUGAAUUCGUUAAAUUGUGUGCCAUAUUCAAUACUGUUUCGACAUGUUAUAUAAUAUCUAUCGAGCAAAUAUUAUUAUUUACAAUGGAAAAUAACGCAUAUGCGUAGGUGAAAAUACUGAUAUUUUAUAGUGUAAUUCUAUUUAAAAAUUGUAAUAGAUUUCAUUAAAUUUGUACGUUUGUCAAACAAUAGCUUGAUGUGAUUUAAAUAAAUGAUUAGUUAUGCUAAAUUUAACCUUGUAGUUAUAAAUACAUAUUAAUGUCAUUUACUCGAAUCUAGAUAGGAUACUUAUAUCAUCUGUUAGUUCCAGAGUUAAUAAAAUUAAGUUUACAAAAAAUG